Cantharellus anzutake is the source of this 372-nucleotide messenger RNA. RefSeq lists its product as uncharacterized. The coding region runs from base 1 to 372 and encodes 123 amino acids. NCBI's taxonomy places the organism in Eukaryota, Fungi, Basidiomycota, Agaricomycetes, Cantharellales, Hydnaceae. The record is from RefSeq and is a predicted model, not a curated record. The transcript has 3 exons.
AUGGCUGAAACUCGAAUAUGUGAUGUGCAGCUCCAGAUUUGGUACUACGGUUCUACUCUUAAAUCGGAGUUCAAAUAUUUCCGUAAUCUUGAUGAAGUGCCUAUGGAUCUGAAGUCGGAGUACUUGCGAAUCAUGCAACGAGCCUACAUGCGGAAUUCCUCCGGUAUUCGUCCACACAUGGCCCAGAACUAUCGCAAAGUAAUCGGAAUACUUGUUGCUGCAAGCUGGAUUCAUCUUCCCUCUGACAUCAAGCAGACUGUCAAGUUCUACCAUGCAACAGUACAGGAGUUCAUUACAGGAGAUCCUAUCGGCAAGAAACAAGACAAAAACUGGGCGAGGGCAGACGAUUCUGGAGGGGAACUGGAGACUUAG